Messenger RNA from Lodderomyces margitis, 1104 nucleotides. RefSeq lists its product as uncharacterized. NCBI's taxonomy places the organism in Eukaryota, Fungi, Ascomycota, Pichiomycetes, Serinales, Debaryomycetaceae. Gene Ontology annotation, cellular component: Golgi membrane. The coding region runs from base 1 to 1104 and encodes 367 amino acids. The record is from RefSeq and is a predicted model, not a curated record. The transcript has a single exon. Gene Ontology annotation, biological process: vesicle-mediated transport; mitotic spindle elongation.
AUGCCACAAUUAUCAAAUCAUGAUAAUCCUCACCCUUACAACUUGCCAACAAGUCUGUCUAUACGCGAGUCUGUGGCACAGAAAGUUGCCUUAUCGAUGCACUACCUCAAUCAAUUGAAAGCAUGGUUUGCAGGGCAAUCGCUAAUAAAGAAAGUGUUUGUUGUACUUGGAUGUAUCGUUCUCGGAAUAUUAGGUGUGUUAUUCUUAAUAUUCCAUUCAUAUUUGAUAAACCAAUUGAUCAACUUGUCUGACAAGUGGCAUGAUUUGAAAUAUGGAGGAGUGAUAAUAUUUGCCUUGGUGUUUACAGUAAGUUUCCCACCAUUAAUUGGUUUCACUGCAUUGAGUUUGUUGACAGGAAUGGUAUAUGGGUUCCCGCAAGGGUGGCCGUUGUUGGCUUUUGCAUCAGUAUCAGGAUGCACUGCUUCGUUCCUCGUGUUUCGAUACCUUUUACAAAAUCAAGCGACAAAAUUGGUGCAAUACAAUGAGAAAUUUAGAGCUUUUGCCGAAGUUUUACACGAUGAUAGUUCGUUGUUGCUAUUGUGUUUAAUACGGCUUUGCCCAUUGCCGUACUCGUUAUCCAAUGGUGCGUUAGCAGCGGUGCCCGAGUUGCCACUUUUAACAUACUUUCUUGCAACGUUGAUUACAUCUCCCAAAUUGUUUAUACAUUUGUUUGUUGGUAGCAAGUUGAAAGAUUUAGGAAGUGACAAAAGCUCGGGAAUGUCAAAGUUUGUUGACGUCGUUAGUAUAAUAAUCACAGGUGGUGCUGCUUCACUAGCCACUUAUUUGAUUUAUGUCAAAAUGCAGCAAAAGCUAGCGAGCUUCCACCAAAGAGGCGUUAUUCAUGAUGAUGUACUAGUUUUUGGAAAUUUUGCUGAUGAGUUGGAAAUGGGAAGCCACAAUGAGAUUGAAUUGAACUCUACCGAUUUUGACACUGACAAUUUUUUAAUUGAGGACGAUGAUGAGGAGAAUGGGGACAAUAUAAUACAGGAUAGUGAUGUACAUUCUCAGAGUAGCCACAAGAGCCAAAAAAGUCAAAAGAGUCAAACAAAUAAUAAACACGCAAAUGACACAGACCAAGUUCACAAAGAUUCACAUACAGAUUAG